AUGAACGCCGUCGGGGUCGAACAGUACGGGCCCACAGAAAACCUGAUAUGUCGGAAGGUUCCAAAACCGGAUAACCCCCAAGGGAAAGAACUUCUUAUCAAAGUCGAAGCAGCCGCCGUCAACCCAAUCGACCUCAAACAUAAGCCGAGCUCAAGGCAUACAGACUACUAUAACUUCGUCCCCCGCCCAUUCCAUAUAAUGGGCUACGACGGCGCCGGAACAGUUCAAGCGGUUGGCCCAGAAUGCACCCGAUUCCGACCCGGUGACGAAGUCUUCUACGUCUCAUCACCGAUAAAGCAAGGCACCUACAGCGAGUAUCAGAUCGUGUUGGAGGACACGGUCGGACAUAAGCCUAAGUCGCUGGAUUUCGUCGAGGCGGCCGCCAUGCCGCUGACAUAUGGGACUGCGUACGACGCAGGCAUACUGAUUAUUAACGGUGCGGGGGGAGUCGGGGCGAUGGCAUCGCAGAUUGCGCGGUGGGUGCUCGGGUUACCUGUUGUGAUUACUACGGCGUCCAGGCCUGAGACGAUCGAGUUUACGAAGAAGAUGGGUGCGACGCAUGUUGUGAAUCACCGGGGGGAUUUGAAGGAGCAGAUCGAGGGGUUGGGACUUAAUGUGCCGAUGAGGUAUGUUUAUAUUACGCAUUCCACGGCGCGCUAUCUCGGUGUUUGUUCGGAUAUCAUCGCGCCGCUGGGGAAGGUGUGUUCGAUUGUUCAGUCGGCCGACAUGAGUAUGUACGGGACUCAGUUUAUGUCCAAAUCCUUGACGUUCGUUUGGUGUUGGCUCGGGUCGAGGCUGUACCAUGGGGUUGAGACCAAUCAGGGGGACAUGAUGGAGGAGCUUUCGGUGCUUAUCGAUGCAGGCAAGAUUAAGUGCCAUUUGACAAAACGGCUGAAAUUGGACCUUGAAGGGGUUAAGGAGGCGCACCGGAUUCUGGAGUCCGGGAAGGCGAUUGGAAAGGUUGCUCUUGGGGUGUCUGAACCGAGGACUUCUGUGCGAUCGGAGUAAGGACGGACUCCUUUCUCCAUGUGUUCUUAUCCGUCUGUCUUUAUUAUUGGUGUUGUGUCUUGCAUGUUGUCCGUACCUCAUGCUGCAGCGACAGUACGAAAUGACAG
Aspergillus alliaceus is the source of this 1115-nucleotide messenger RNA. Its product is annotated as zinc-binding alcohol dehydrogenase family protein. Bases 1 to 1008 code for a protein of 335 amino acids. The record is from RefSeq and is a predicted model, not a curated record. Gene Ontology annotation, molecular function: zinc ion binding; oxidoreductase activity. The transcript is spliced from 5 exons. NCBI's taxonomy places the organism in Eukaryota, Fungi, Ascomycota, Eurotiomycetes, Eurotiales, Aspergillaceae.